This is a messenger RNA of Onychostoma macrolepis, 3374 nucleotides long. It is a transcript of the gene gnsa, whose product is annotated as glucosamine (N-acetyl)-6-sulfatase a. Gene Ontology annotation, molecular function: N-acetylglucosamine-6-sulfatase activity; glycosaminoglycan binding. The transcript has 14 exons. NCBI's taxonomy places the organism in Eukaryota, Metazoa, Chordata, Actinopteri, Cypriniformes, Cyprinidae. Gene Ontology annotation, biological process: glycosaminoglycan metabolic process. Bases 153 to 1799 code for a protein of 548 amino acids. The record is from RefSeq and is a predicted model, not a curated record.
UGUUUAAUUAAUAUUCAUGAGGCAAAAACAUCGCCAUAGUAUGAUUAAUAAUUUCGUACAGAAAACAAGGCAAGCUAGCUGCUCCUCUAAAGGAGCGUUUUCCUUAACAAAAUUUAAUGCUUUUAUCGCAAGAAAAGGUGCUCGUUUAGGCCAUGGCUUUAUUUGUUUUUAAUUCGGCAUCAAAGAUGGUUUCGUCUCCGUUUGUAAUAUUACAUUUUAUUCUCAUCUGCGUCACUUUGCAUUGGAACAAUCUGGCCGAGGCUAAAAUGAAUCCCAGACCGAAUAUAGUUCUAAUCCUAACUGAUGAUCUAGAUGUGUCUAUCGGGGGAAUGAUCCCUUUGGUGAAGACUAAAAAGCUGAUAGGCGAUGCUGGGAUAACCUUUACAAACACGUUUGUCGCCAGUCCCCUUUGCUGUCCCAGCCGGGCGAGCAUCCUGACGGGCAAAUACCCUCAUAACCAUCAUGUGGUCAACAACACGCUGGAGGGCAACUGCAGCAGCACUGCAUGGCAGAAGACCCAAGAGCCCGAGACUUUCCCUGCCUUCCUUCAGAAACACGGCAUCUAUCAGACCUUCUUUGCUGGGAAGUAUCUGAAUGAGUACGGGAAUAAAAAAGCAGGAGGUGUGGAGCACGUUCCUCCAGGCUGGGAUCACUGGUUCGCCUUGGAGAGAAACUCCAAAUACUACAACUACACGCUGUCAGUGAACGGCAGGGCGCAGCGGCAUGGACAGAACUACAGCGAGGAUUACCUUACAGAUGUUCUGGCCAAUAUUUCCAUUGACUUCCUGGAAAACAAGUCUAACCGCAGGCCUUUCUUCAUGAUGGUGUCCACACCGGCGCCGCACUCACCCUGGACAGCAGCUCCUCAGUACGAGAGCAGUUUUCCCAACAUUAAAGCGCCAAGAGACCCUAACUUUAACAUACACGGCAAGGACAAGCACUGGCUCAUCAGACAAGCAAAGACGCCCAUGACGAACUCCUCAGUGGAGUUCUUGGAUAACGCCUACAGAAAACGGUGGCGCACUUUACUAUCAGUAGAUGACCUGGUGGAGAAGGUGGUGAAAAAGUUGGAGGUCAGAGGAGAGCUUAGCAACACCUACGUCAUUUUCACCUCUGACAACGGAUACCACACAGGCCAGUUUUCUCUUCCGAUGGAUAAGAGACAACUCUAUGAAUUUGAUAUCAGAGUUCCUUUGUUGGUGCGAGGGCCUAAUAUCAAACCCAACCAGACAAGCCCGUUAAUUAUAGCAAAUGUGGAUUUGGGUCCAACAAUUCUGGACAUCGCAGGAUACAGCGUCAAUGAAACUCAGAUGGAUGGGAUGUCAUUUCUUCCUAUCAUGACCGGUAAAGGGAACAGCAGCACGUGGAGAUCUGAUGUACUGGUGGAAUAUGAGGGAGAAGGGAGUAACAUCUCAGACCCUGCCUGCCCUCUGCUGGGCCCCGGGGUCUCGGAGUGUUUCCCCGACUGUGUGUGCGAAGACUCGUACAAUAACACGUACGCCUGUGUUCGCACAGUAGCACAGGCCGCCAACUUACAGUACUGUGAAUUUGAUGAUAACGAGGUGUUUGUGGAGGUCUAUAACCUGACAGCAGACCCGUUUCAGCUGAGUAACAUCGCCAAGAGCAUCGAUCAGGAAGUCCUGGAGAAGAUGAACCACCGUCUAAUGAUGCUGCAGUCCUGCUCGGGACAGUCCUGCAGAACACCAGGAGUCUACGACUUACAGUUCAGGUUUGAUCCUCGGUUGAUGUUCAGCAGCCUCAUGCCUCACAGAAACAAACGACGACAGACUCUGAAGUAGAGCGUGGAGAGGUUUACAGGAACAAGACAAAUGGCGGAAAAGAAUAAAGGGCACUGAAAAACAAGCCCUCUUGUUGCCUUUAUAUCCUGGUGUUCCCCCAAAGAUGCCCAGUCUCUCCUCUGAUGAGGUCAUCGGGGUGCGCCCAGGGUACCAAACACACCACAGACACUUUCAGGACGACCUUCAUCCCCUCCAGCUCUCAUUCACAUCAGAUCCUCUCAAACGUCUGGCUGACACACAUCUGUGAGAGCAUUCACAUCAUAUUCCUCUUUAUUCUAAAUGUUCAGUUUUGCUGCAUUAACAAUAACACAGGAUAUUGUCUUUAUUUUAAUGUUUUGAAAAUUUUGUUUUACUUGAGCUCGAAUUUUGUAAUGCAUUUGAAAAUUGUUGGAUUAUUUGUUUGUUUGCCAGAUGUGUCUGAAACAUUUCACUGCACAUAUUCAGUCAUAAAAGUAUUUACAACUGCACUAAGCCUGCCUUUUACAAUAAACACUUAGAAUGGAAGCUUGUUUUUGGCUGCAGGAUAAAAAAUAGAAAAGGUAAUUGCAACUUUUUAUCUUACAAUUUGAAAACAUUUUUCCUUGCAAUUCUGAGUUAAUAUCACAAUUUGGAUUUUUUUUCCAAUUGCAAGAUAUAAACUCGCAUUUCUGAGAAAAAAAUUGCGAGAUGUAAACUGAUCAUAUUUCAUAUUCUAUCACAGAAUAAUAAACAAAAAGUAACCUCAGAAUUCAGGGGUUUUUUUCUUGUCACAAAUCUCACAAUUCAGACUUCUCAUAAUUGCAACUUUAUAUAUAAUAAAAGAGAGUUAUAUCUUGACUUUUUUUCUCAGAAUUGUGAGUUUAUAUCUUGCAAUUCUGAAGUCCUGCAAUUACCUUUUUUUUCUUCUUUUUUUUUUUUAUCCCAUAGCAGAAAUAGGCUUGCAUAUGAUAAUGAACUACAGUAUUUUUAAUGCACAAUAUACCUUAUUAUAUAAAGACAUUCUCUCACUUUUUCAGUUCCUGUCACUCACAUAUGGCAGCACACAAUCUGUGUUUGGACAGACAUUUCACUUGAGUCACACAACUAUAUGAUUCACUAACUAAGUGCAAAUAUUGUAUUUAGCAUUUCAUUAUUGUCUUUUAAAUGUUUUGUGUUUGAUGGAUGUUAGUUGUGAAUGAGCCAAAGCUGUGGAUCACAGCAGGUCAUUGAUGAACCUGUGUAUUUUUGGUUCUUUGAGGGAAAUCCUGCGGUGGGUUGCUGUUGCUUUGCUCUCACUCACAGAAACCCAGACUUAAGCGAUAAGGGAUUGUUUUACUUUCAGACUACUACCUAAACUUCAUCAAUCUUCUGCUGUGACUGGCAAUAUCUCAAAUCACCCAAAGUGAUCUGAGAGGCGGCAGACAGGCAUAAACAGAUCUUUCUCACAAUACUUCAAUAUAUCCGUUCAGUGAAGCACUUUCCAGUCUGUGAUCAACAUGCCUGACAUGUUUAAUGACGUUUUGCACAUAAUUCUUUCAUUAUAUUUCUUAGUAGCAUUGCAAUGGUUGGUGUGGACUUUUGUCUUGUGUGUUUGAUUGAUAAAAGCAUUCUGAAAUA